Messenger RNA from Megalops cyprinoides (Indo-Pacific tarpon), 759 nucleotides. RefSeq names its product centromere protein K (gene cenpk). The transcript has 9 exons. Gene Ontology annotation, biological process: mitotic sister chromatid segregation; kinetochore assembly. The annotation marks the transcript as partial. Gene Ontology annotation, cellular component: nucleus. NCBI's taxonomy places the organism in Eukaryota, Metazoa, Chordata, Actinopteri, Elopiformes, Megalopidae. The record is from RefSeq and is a predicted model, not a curated record.
CCCGAGGCUGCGCUAACGGAGCUGCUGGAUGAGUGUGAGGAGCAGCUGUGUCAGCUGCAGCAGCUGCAGAACGAGAUCGCCUUGGCAGACAGUGAGUCACUUCAAAACCCGCCCAAUCAGGCCGCGGAUCGAGUGAACACUCUUAGAGCAGAGCUUAAAGAGUGGCUGGAAAUACAGCCUAACCUGCUGUCUUCAAAUCCUGACGUCUUGCUUGCUGUUGGCAAGGAGGAGUUGCCCCGGCUGAACAAACAACUUGAAAUGGUGCUGUCCUGCUCUCAGGCAAAGAGGGACAAACUCAAGGAAGUUUUAAAAAGUGAGCAGAAGUGGUUAGAAGAGAAAAAUGACGUGCUGAAGGCGGCUACUGAACAAGUAAUUGCCCUGCAACAGGAAAACGACAGGUUAUCUGAAAAGGGUGUGUUAGAGGACAUGAAGAAGAAAGUCCAGAAGGUGAAAGAUUACCAGGAUACUCUUCUGGAAACGCUAAGCGACAUCCUGGCUGAACACUUUCCGCUUCCUGUACAGGAAGGAAAUGCUAACAAGAAAAAGAAGGGCAUUACCACAGAACCAAGAGCGGAUCUCAUUUCACUGCACGAUAUUCUUGAGCUGCUCAUGAACAAAUUUGUUGAGACCCCUCAUGAGCCUUAUGUUGUGCUCAAUGAGACAUUUUGGCCUCCGUACAUUGAGAUGCUGCUUCGACAUGGAAUUGCAUCAAGACACCCAGAAGACUGCUUUAAAAUUCGUUUGGAAGCUUUUUACUAG